Ruditapes philippinarum (Manila clam) is the source of this 2858-nucleotide messenger RNA. RefSeq lists its product as uncharacterized. Bases 1702 to 2529 code for a protein of 275 amino acids. The record is from RefSeq and is a predicted model, not a curated record. NCBI's taxonomy places the organism in Eukaryota, Metazoa, Mollusca, Bivalvia, Venerida, Veneridae. The transcript is spliced from 4 exons.
AGGUCACAAAUAAAACGGGCGCCGUCCGAUUUAACGAUUUUUAUAAAAUCGGCAGAUUUUUUGAUGUCGUGGACGCCGGGCGAUUUAAAAUCUGAUACAUUGCGUGGUCAUGAAUGAAACAGUCGUCGGGCGAUUUUUUGCCGAAUGGAUUUUACAGAAAGAAUUGAACGGGUCGGGCGGUCGCCGCACGAUGUCCGUACGGCGCCUGUGCGAUUUAAAAGUGAAUCGGACGGUUGCCGCGCGGGCGCCGGGCGACAAUGACUUUACAUUUAAUGACAUCCUUUAUAAAUCAGCCAGUUGUAAUUAUGCCACCAAAGAGGUCAGCCGCAAAAGCUAAGGGGAAGGCCAAGGAGGUCCGUAAUAGUGACACCGAGUCACCAACGGCCAAUAUCGAGGCCGUAGAAGGCGAAGGUCCAUUAGAUACACGCAUGGACAUUGAAGAAAAAAUUGCUGAUUUUUUCGAAGAAAGACCAUUCUUCUAUAAUCAAGGUGACAGUGAUUACAAAAACAAACAAAAGAGAAAUACAGAACUUUUAAAUUUUGCUGCUGUUCUUGGCCAAGGACACACAGGUAUUUUCAAAUUUUAUUACCCGUCUUUAUGGAUUCAUUAACAACUAAUUAAAAUGUUCGUCGAUGUAAAUAGGCGUUCACCUGGCUUAAACGACCAUGUCGUUUUUGUUUUGCAAUCAUUUGUUUGUUUGCGAUUUUGGAAUAAGAUAUUAUUAUUGCGUUUGGCCACUUUUUAUCUUUCGACUUUAAUAAUAAGUGGUCAGAGGUGGGAGAAAAGAAUCUUUGAUGUUUACCAACAUGUAGAAUCUAUUGUUUAAUCCAAAUCAUAAAAGAAAGUGCCGAAACUUAAAUGGUUGUCACACAUUUUCCUAUUGAUCGGAAGUUAAAUAAAGACAAUUAUUAUGUUUUGUAAAAAAACCUUUAUUAUUCAAGAAGAUAAAUAUUUUUAUCGAAUAAUAAGUAUCAAUUAUGGAGAUUAUUAAUCGUGAGUGCAUUUAUCUACGUUACAUUUAUGCAAAGCUUCAAGCCAGGAUUGCUUCUAUUAUGGAAGGAGUGUACAUAUCAAACCAUUAAUAUUUAUAUACGUUUGUAAAUAGUGAAAACUGAUGAUGGUUAUGAUUAUGAUAAUGAUGAUGAUAAUAAUAAUGACUGAUGAUAAUGAUUCAGAUUACUCUAUGAUUAAAAUAGAUUUAGUAUACACAUAACGAUAGCCAACUAUUAUAAUAGCUUUUCUUAAAAAAUAUAUUUGAAUGAGAACUUGAUCCUCCAUUGAGUACCCACCUAUUUUAAGUAGCCAAAAUGACUGUAUGUCUUGGAUGGCUGUUUAAGACAGCCUUGACUGUAAUUUAAAAAUAAACAUAUUUAUAACAUUAUUCACACUUGGACUUUUACUUGAAAAACCAUGUCCUUGUAUAUGUGAUGACCUUAAAGAGUACCUUUUUAGUAAAUGAAUACACAUGAACCACCAAAUUUUGGAACACCAAAAAAAGUAAACAGCAUCGUCUGAAACUAAGCAAAUUUUAAGCAUCUAUAGAAGAGUUGUGAAUUAUUGUACGACCAUGCAAUUACCUUUUUAUAUUUUUUGUAGCUGAUAACAUUUGGAAGCGGUUCGUUUCAAUACGAACUGACAUAGGCAAAAUAAAAAGGCUAAUCAGUCAGGGAAAGUCUGGUCAAGGUGCGAAGAAACUCACCAUGUUACAGCAAUGGAAGCUUCGUAGAUAUGCGUUUCUCGAUUCCUAUCUUAAGCCACGGGUACUUUGCGAGGAGCUUGGAAAGGACAUAGAGGACGAUGGGACUGAGGAUGGAGAUGAGACAGGGAGCUUUGACCAUGAAGAGGAUGCGGACCUUGGAACUACCACAACCACGGGUGCCAUUCAGUCAAUUGGCGAAAGGACAAAGAAGAAACCAAAAACAAGCUCCAGCGUUGUUAAUGUACUUCAAAGUUUGCUGGAUGUUACCCGUCAGGACAUGAGAGCGGCAGAUCAAAGGGUAGAACGUUUGUGUGCAGAUGAAAAAGCCAAAGCUGGAGACGAACGGACUGCCUGGGGCCAGUGGCUAACAAGUGCCUGUCUUGCAGUGCCUGCACAGAGCUUUAGACAGUUUCAGAGAGACACCUUCGAGGCGACUAUGCGCUAUUUACCGGCUGUUACAGUUGCUGGAAGUCCUCGCAUGCCUCCUCCCUCGCAGGUCUUUCCUGUCAGUUUGCCAGCUUUCCAGCAGCAACAACCACCUCAGCUUCCGGAUCAGCAACAGUCGUACCUUUCUAUGCUUCAUGACAAUGAGCAGACAACAAUCAAUGAGACUACGUCGGACAAUAUGUCGUCAGGUCGAUCUGCGAAGACAAAAAGUACGGCAAGUUUAAUUGCACAGGCAUUCCAGGCUGUGAACAUUCCCAGUGUUCACAGUUCUCAAGACCUUGCAAGCGAAGCUAGGCAGACACAGCAGACAAUGUCGUCAUCACCAUCUACACAAGUAGAGGACCGCAGCCUGUAUCCACUAGCUAAUCAACAACAGAAGUAAUGCGUCAUUUUGUAUGGGUGCUCAAAACAUUAUAGAACUUUGAUGCUAUUCAGGUUGCUCGUUUAUUUUUUUAUUAAAAAAAUAUAAUUCGGACAAGAAGUUCGAUUAAUGAACAAUUUAAUCAUUAUUAGAAUUUCAAAUACACAAAUCAAUAACAUAAAAUUCGGUACAAAAAUCCGUUCACAAUGUAUAAAAGUUAAACCGAAGUAAUUAUGUAAUACUCUUACUUAUGAUCAUUGACUUACCCUGUUUAUGUCUGCAACAUUCACUGUAAAAUGUUUAAUUUUUUAGUAUUCUGUGAAACACACAUAACGCGUAAUAUGCACAAA